This is a messenger RNA of Ipomoea nil (Japanese morning glory), 1568 nucleotides long. Its product is annotated as glucomannan 4-beta-mannosyltransferase 9-like. The record is from RefSeq and is a predicted model, not a curated record. The transcript has 10 exons. Gene Ontology annotation, cellular component: Golgi apparatus. Bases 58 to 1440 code for a protein of 460 amino acids. Gene Ontology annotation, molecular function: mannan synthase activity. Lineage: Eukaryota; Viridiplantae; Streptophyta; Magnoliopsida; Solanales; Convolvulaceae.
GGUAUAUAUAAAUUUGCAGCGACAAGGCUAAGGUUGCCGGAGACAGAACCUGAGAAAAUGGACAGCAAUUCCUCUGCAAAAACAAUAAUACUCCCAGAUGGCGCUGGGGUGGUGUGGGAGCAAGCAAAGGCAGUGUUAAUGGUGCCAUUGCUAAGAGCUAUGGUGUGGGCAUGCUUGGCAAUGUUGAUCAUGACGCUGGCGGAGAAACUCUACUUGGGCGCGGUGGUUGCUUACCUGAAACUUUUCCGGCGAAGGCCGGAGAAGCGGUACAAGUGGGAGGCUAUGAAGAAGGAAAAUGAUUUAGAGCUUGGGGACUCGGCUUACCCCAUGGUUCUAGUUCAACUCCCAAUGUGCAAUGAGAAGAAGGUAUAUCAACUGUCCAUUGGAGCUGCCUGCAGCCUUUCAUGGCCGGCGGAUCGAAUUAUAAUUCAAGUUCUUGAUGAUUCAAGUGAUCCUACAAUCAAGGAAUUGGUCCAAGAAGAGUGCAGGAGAUGGGUAGGGAAAGGAGUGAACAUAAAGUGUGAGAGUAGAGAGAACAGAAAAGGAUUCAAAGCAGGAGCUCUCAAGGAAGGAAUGACGCACAACUAUGUAAAGCUGUGUGAAUAUGUUGUCAUCUUUGAUGCUGAUUUCCAACCGGACCCCGACUUUUUGUACCGCACCAUCCCUUACCUCGUACAUAAUCCUAACCUCGCCCUCGUUCAAGCUAGCUGGAAAUUUGUCAACUCUGACGAGUGCAUGUUAACAAGAAUGCAAGAAAUGUCAAUGGAUUACCAUUUCACAGUGGAGCAAGAAGUUGGGUCUGCAGUCCAUGCAUUUUUUGGUUUUAAUGGAACAGCAGGUGUAUGGAGAAUAGCAGCAUUGAAUGAUGCAGGAGGAUGGAAAGAGCGUACGACAGUGGAAGACAUGGAUCUGGGUUGCCGAGCUGGUAUUAAAGGCUGGAAAUUUGUGUUUCUUGGUGAUGUCAAGGUAAACACUAAAUUGCCCGCAACUGUUUUGAUCCCACAAGUCCAAGUUCCCAUUUGGGGAGCUGUUUACGUCCCUUUAACUGUGGCUAUUCUCAGUGUUCUUCCCACCCCCAGAUCAUUCCAUUUGGUGGUUUUAUGGAUGCUUUUUGAGAAUGUUAUGUCCCUUCACCGGACUAUUGCAACGUUCAUCGGCCUUCUUGAAGUCGGGAGAGUCCACGAAUGGGUUAUCACCGAGAAGCUUGGCAAUGCCCUCAAGGCUAAAACGGGGUCUAAAGCUUUAAAGAAGCUUCCUCGUUUUAGAAUUGGAGAAAGGUUGCAUUUGUUGGAGAUCAUUGUUGGAUUCUACCUCCUCUUUUGUGGGUGGUACAACUUUUGUUUUGGAGACAACUAUUAUUUUGUAUAUUUGUUUCUCCAAGGAUUGUCAUUCUUAGUCAUAGGAUUUGGCUACGUUGGUGCAUUUGUCACAACUUCUUAGCUCAGGUUUGGGAGAUUGAGAACUUGUUUUGGGAGGAUGAUUUGAUUGUUAAAACACAUGUCCUUUUAUUUGGCAAUUUUAUUUUAAAAUUCAAAAAUAUGAAUAUAUUAUCAUUCUUGUUUUUUUUU